AUGAAGACAUACCUACCACUGCUCUGUCUUCUCGCAGGCUUGGGGAUAGAUGGGGCCCCAUCAAACAGGAAGACAGAAUUCAGCUGCUACGCAUGCGUGGACUUAAAGGAUGGCGAAAAAUGUGAACAGAUAUCGACUUGUCAAACUGGUCACGAACAAUGUAUGACCCAAUACGAGUAUGGAGAUCGUGGAGAAAUCAGCAUAUUUAAAGGAUGUUCUCACGUCACAUCUUGUAUGAACAAAGAGGAAAACAACCCCGAGGAGUGUUACUGGGCGAGUAUGGGAGAUUUCGAGGGGAAGUGUACGUUCUGCUGUGACGAGAGCUGGUGCAAUAACGAGAUUUACACCGCUAAGUCAGGAGUGGCACCAGAAAAUGAACAAAACGACGUAGUUCCACCACGGAAGUCGGCAAUAGACAGGCAUCAUCUUCCUUUUGUGUUCGGAGGAGCAAAUGUGAAUAGUAAGGCAAAGCCCCCUUCAAAGCCAGCCUCUACUGGACCUGGCCCUGCAGGUUCAAAACCGAACUCCGGUCCUGCAGGUCCAAAACCGAACUCCGCUGGACCAGCUCAUCCUAAACCAAAUACAAAGCCAGCCUCUACAGGACCUGGUCCCGCAGGUCCUAAACCGAACUCCGGUCCCGCAGGUCCAAAACCGAACUCCGCUGGACCAGCUCAUCCUAAACCACAUACAAAGCCAGCCUCUACUGGACCUGGUCCCGCAGGUCCUAAACCGAACUCCGGUCCCGCAGGUCCAAAACCGAACUCCGCUGGACCAGCUCAUCCUAAACCACAUACAAAGCCAGCCUCUACAGGACCUGGUCCUGCAGGUCCUAAACCGAACUCCGGUCCCGCAGGUCCAAAACCGAACUCCGCUGGACCAGCUCAUUCUAAACCAUCUACAAAGCCAGCCUCUACUGGACCAGCACAUGUUAAACCUUCAACCAAUACUGGACAUGGCCCGGCAGGCCCAGGAGUAUCAAAACCCAAACCAACAAACGCUCCAACAACUAAACCUCCCGCCACUCAACCUCCAUCGACUAAAUCUCCCGCUACCCAACCUCCGUCAACUAAAUCUCCCGCUACACAACCUCCGUCAACUAAAUCUCCCGCUACACAACCUCCAUCAACUAAAUCUCCCGCUACACAACCUCCGUCAACUAAAUCUCCCGCUACACAACAUCUAGCAUCUGGAGGUCAUUCUGGAGGUCAUUCUGGAGGCCAUUCUGGAGGUCAAUCUGGCGGUCAAUCUGGCGGUCAUUCUGGAGGUCAUUCCAGUGGCAGCUCUGGAGGACACAGUGGCGAAAGGUGUCAUCAACACAAUGGCAACAGCUGUUGUACUAACCACGGAAUAGACAUAGACGUACAUGUACACAUUGAUGCCGGGAAACUGGCAUCGAUUUUAAAUGGGAACACGAACCAGAACACCAACCACCACGGAAAUCAAAAUGGUAAUCAGGGAACCAAUAGCUCCAGUAGCAGUACCAAUAAUACCGGUUCCAGUAGCAACACAAGCAUCAGUUCAAACAACAAUGCUAGCUCUAAUAGCAGCACCAAUAACAACACAGGUUCCAGUAGCAACAACAGUUCCAGUAGCAGUAGCCUUAACAACACAGGUUCCAGUAGCACCACAAGUUCCAGUAGCAGCAACAACAGCAGUUCAAGUAGCAGCAAUCAUGGCAACACAACAUCUGGAAGUAGCAGUAGCCACACGAGUUCCAGUAGCAGCAGCAAUAGUUCAAGCAGUAGCAGCCAAAGCAACACAGGUUCCAGUACCAGUAGCACCACAAGUUCCAGUAGCAGCAACAAUAGCAGUUCCAGUAGCAGUAGCCAUAGCAACAUAUCUUCCGGAAGUAGCAGUAGCCAUACGAGUUCCAGUAGUAGUAGCAGCAACAGUUCGAGUUCCAGUAGCAACACCAGUUCCAGUAGCAGUAGCAACCCAGGUAGUAGUGCACAAACCAACACCCAUACAAACACAAACACCAAUACCAAUGCUCAAACCAACACAAAUACCAAUACUAACGCUAACACGAAUACCAAUACUAACGCUAACACGAAUACCAAUACUAACACAAACACAAAUACCAAUAUCAAUACUAAUGCUAACACCAAUAAUCAGAAUAGCACCAUCACCAACAUUCAGAACAACACCAAUGCCAAUACUAAUACAAACACAAAUACGAACAGUAACACCCAUAAUAGCACCAACACUAACACCCAGAAUAGUGCCAACACUAACACUCAGAAUAGCACCAACACUAACACCCAGAAUAGCACCAACACUAACACCCAGAAUAGUGCCAACACUAACACCCAGAAUAGCACCAACACUAACACCCAGAACAACACCAAUGCCAAUACUAAUACAAACACAAAUACGAACGCUAACACCCAGAAUAGCACCAACACUAACACCCAGAAUAGUACCAACACCAACACCCAGAAUAAUGCCAACACUAACACUCACAACAGCGCCAACACUAACACUCACAACAGCGCCAACCCUAACACCCAGAGUAGUACCAACUCUAACAUCCAGAAUAGCACCAACACUAACACCCAGAAUAGUGCCAACACUACCACCCAGAAUAGUGCCAACACCAACAUCCAGAAUAGUGCCAACACUAACACCCAGAACAAUGCCAACACCAACACCCAGAACAACACCAAUACCAAUAUUAACACAAACACAAAUACUAACACAAAUACCAAUACUAACACUCACACCAGCGCCAACACUAACACCCAGAAUAGUGCCAACACCAAUACCCAAAAUAUGACCAACACUAACACCCAGAAUAGUGCUAACACCAACACCCAGAACAACACCAAUACCAAUACUAAUACAAACACAAAUACGAAUACUAACAACCAGAAUAGCACCAACACUAACACCCAGAAUAGUACAAACACUAACACCCAGAAUAGUGUCAACACUAACACCCAGAAUAGUGCCAACACUAACACCCAGAAUAGCACCAACACUAACACCCAGAAUAGUACCAACACUAACACCCAGAAUAGUGUCAACACUAACACCCAGAAUAGUGCCAACACUAACACCCAGAAUAGCACCAACACUAACACCCAGAAUAGUGCCAACACUAACACCCAGAAUAGUGCCAACACUAACACCAAGAAUAGCACCAGCACUAACACUCACAACAGCGCAAACACUAACACCCAGAAUAGUGCCAACACUAACACCCAGAAUAGUACCAACACUAACACCCAGAACAACACCAUCACUAACACCCAGAAUAGUGCCAACACUAACACCCAGAAUAGUGCCAACACUAACACCCAGAACAACACCAUCACUAACACCCAGAAUAGUGCCAACACUAACACCCAGAAUAGUACCAACACUAACACCCAGAAUAGCAUCAACACUAACACCCAGAACAACACCAAUUCCAAUAUUAACACAAACACAAAUACUAACACAAAUACCAAUACUAACACUCACACCAGCGCCAACACUAACAGCCAGAAUAGUGCCAACACUAACACCCAGAAUAGUACCAACACUAACACCCAGAAUAGUACCAACACUUACACCAAGAAUAGUACCAACACUAACACCCAGAAUAAUGCCAACACCAACACCCAGAAUAGUGCCAACACCAAUAUCAACACUCAGAACAACACCAACACCAACACCCAGAAUAGCACUAACACUAACACCCAGAAUAGCACCAACACUAACACCCAGAAUAAUGCCAACACUAACACCCAGAAUAACACCAACACCAACACCCAGAAUAGUGCCAACACUAACACCCAGAAUAGCACCAACACCAACACCCAGAAUAGUGCCAACACUAACACCCAGAAUAGCACCAACACUAACACCCAGAAUAGUGCCAACACUAACACCCAGAACAGCACCAACACUAACACCAAGAAUAGUACCAACACUAACACCCAGAAUAGUGCCAACACUAACACCCAGAAUAGUGCCAACACUAACACCCAGAAUAGCGCCAACACUAAUACACAGAAUAGCACCAACACCAACACCAACACCCAGAAUAGCGCCAACACCAACACCCAGAAUAGUGCCAACACUAACACCCAGAAUAGUGCUAACACCAACACCAAUAUCAACACUCAGAACAACACCAAUACCAACACUCAGAAUAGCACCAAUACUAACACUCAGAAUAGCACCAAUAUCAAUACCAACACCAAGAACAGCACCACUACCAGCACUCAGAACAGCGCAAGCACCAAUACCAAUACCAACAUUCAGAAUAUCGGCAAUACUAAUGUUCAUAAUGCCUCCAAUAGUAAUACUAGCACUCAGAACAGUAUCACCAGUGCCAAUGGACGUCCAGUCAGCCUGAUGUCAUCUACAAGUACCACUCCACGGACUUCAAGU
Pecten maximus is the source of this 4380-nucleotide messenger RNA. RefSeq names its product GATA zinc finger domain-containing protein 14-like. The record is from RefSeq and is a predicted model, not a curated record. NCBI's taxonomy places the organism in Eukaryota, Metazoa, Mollusca, Bivalvia, Pectinida, Pectinidae.